CCAGUAGAUCUUUCAAAAAUGCCGCCGCAGACGAAGGACGAAGAAAUUUGCCAAAGGGAAGUACAAAUACCGGACUGGGUAAAGCCGGAAGCAUUUCAGGAUCUGCUUAAAAAUGAGGUCAAGGAUUACAAGGAAACGAAAGCUUUAAGGACCACGGCAGGAGUCGCUGCUGGCGAGAACUAUGCCACCAUAAUGCUUAGGGUAGAACUGGAUGUGGAGACCAAAGAUAAAUCAAAAAUUACCAAGGCAUUUAUGCUAAAAACACCCCACCAUACUGAGGCCUAUCGCAGACUUCUCGAAAAGUCGGAUAUUUUCGAUGUGGAACGUGGAAUGUAUCUGGAAGUGGUCCCCGAAUUGGAGCAACUGUAUCGCGAUGUGGGUCUUGAGAUUAAAUUUGGAGCUAAAGCCUACGAAAUAGAAGCCAGCGAUUACUAUGUCCUGCUGGAAGACCUCAAGCCUCGAGGAUUCAGAAACUGUGAUCGCCUCCAAGGUUUGGACCAGGCUCACACUGAAAAUGUCCUGAAGAAAUUCGCCCAAUGGCAUGCGGCCUCUGCAGUUCGCGUGGACCUCAAAGGACCCUACAACGAGAAGUAUACACAGGGUAUUUUCAGUUCGGAGGAAAUUACUGAUGCUUUCUGUCGGAGUGGUGAGAACUUAUUAAAACAUAUCGAUCAGUUUGAAGGACACGAGGCUUACGUAAAGGAUUUGCACAGUGUCUCAGAAAAGUUAAUUGAUGUGGUAAACGAUCUGAAGGAACCAAAAUCCGACGAGUUCAACGCCCUGAACCACGGCGAUGGUUGGUCUAACAACAUUAUGUUCCAGUACAAUGACAAGAACGAAAUUCUAAGUACUUAUUUCGUUGAUCUGCAACUGCCCAAAUGGGGAUCAGUAGCGCAGGAUUUGUACUACUUUCUGAUUUCGUCAACUAGCCUGGACAUUAAAACGCUGAAAUUCGAUUACUUUAUUUGGUUUUACCACUCAGAAUUGGUUAAGCAUCUAAAAAUUCUGAAUUACUCAAAGACAUUUCCCACUUUGAAGAGUAUUCGCGACGCCCUUAACAAAUACAGUGGGUGGGCCUUCAUCUGCUCUGCAUGCGUAAUGGGAGUUGUCCUGCUGGAUCCCACCGAUGAUGGUGAUCUCGAUAAAAUCUUAUCGAAGGAAGACUCCAGCUUUAAAAAUUCCAUUUACACUAACCCCAGAUUCCGCAGACAUAUGGAAGUCCUAUUGCCGUGGCUGCAGCAUCGAGGGGCCCUAGAGUAG
This is a messenger RNA of Drosophila takahashii, 1260 nucleotides long. RefSeq lists its product as uncharacterized. NCBI's taxonomy places the organism in Eukaryota, Metazoa, Arthropoda, Insecta, Diptera, Drosophilidae. The record is from RefSeq and is a predicted model, not a curated record.